This is a messenger RNA of Anoplopoma fimbria (sablefish), 2891 nucleotides long. RefSeq names its product junction-mediating and -regulatory protein-like. Gene Ontology annotation, biological process: Arp2/3 complex-mediated actin nucleation; 'de novo' actin filament nucleation; intrinsic apoptotic signaling pathway by p53 class mediator. Gene Ontology annotation, cellular component: cytoplasm; nucleus. The transcript is spliced from 10 exons. Bases 1 to 2604 code for a protein of 867 amino acids. The record is from RefSeq and is a predicted model, not a curated record. NCBI's taxonomy places the organism in Eukaryota, Metazoa, Chordata, Actinopteri, Perciformes, Anoplopomatidae. Gene Ontology annotation, molecular function: Arp2/3 complex binding; transcription coactivator activity; actin binding.
AUGUCCUUCACAAUGGAGGAUCAUCUGGAGUCAGGAUGGGUGGCAGUCCGACCAAAUGCGUUUGAGGAGAGAGAAAAGCAUAAAUUUGUUUUUAUCGUCGCCUGGAAUGAAGUGGAGGGUAAAUUUGCAAUUACGUGUCACAACAGGACGGUGCAGAGGAGAAGCUUUGGUGGAGACAAAACAAAAUGGCCUGAAAGUCCUGUCAGAGAUAAAGUAUCUAAGGAGGCUGCAGUGGUUAAAGCCAAGUCCAUCAUAGCAACACAAUCAAGUCCUGUCAUAAUCCAAACUGUGAUUACAUCUCCCAUUAGUCCUGACAACGAGGUGUUCAAAGCCCUGAGAGAGGACCUCUUGUCCCCAUCACUGGACAGCUUGGACCUGGAGGAACUGGACUGUCUGAGCAGGGAAGACUGCAGCUGGGCCGGACUCUUCUCCUUCCAGGACCUCAGAUCAGUCCACCAUCAGCUGUGCUCGGUGAACUCGGACCUAGAGGCUUGUCUCCCAGUGUUUCCAGAGGAACCAGCCGGUGUGUGGACGGUGCUCUUCGGCACUGCAGAGGUACCUGAGACCGAAAUGGAUGAGCUUUGCUACAGUUUACAGAUGUACCUGGGCCACACGCUCGAUACCUGCGGAUGGAAGAUCCUUUCACAGGUGCUGUUCACGGAAAAAGACGACCCAGAGGAGUACUAUGAGAGCCUGAGUGAGCUGAGGCAGUCCGGGUAUGAAGAGGUGCUCAACCGUGCAACAAAACAUCUGCAGGAGCUGCUGGAGAAGCACAAGACCAUGGACAGUAUGGUGGAGCUGUUGGAUCUGUAUAAGGAGGAAGAUGAGGCCUAUGGAGGACUGCUUGAGGCCUCAACACAGCUGUACCAGUACCUGCUGCAGCCCUUCAGAGACAUGAGGGAACUAGCAAUGCUACGCAGACAGCAGAUCAAGAUUUCCAUGGAGAAUGACUACCUUGGCCCAAGGAGGAUUGAAGCUCUAAAAAAAGAGGACUAUGACUGGCAGAAGAAGGCUCAGGAGGCAGUCCUCAAUAUCCAGGAGUAUACUAUAAAAUACUUUGAGAUCACUGCCAGAGCCCAGAAAGGGGUGUAUGAACGUAUGAAGGUGGACCAGCGUAAGUUUGGUAAAUCUUCAUGGACAGCAGCGGUGGAGCGCAUGGAGAGACUCCGCUACUCUGUCACCAAGGAAACACUGCAGCUCCAGAGAGCCAGGGAGAUCUGUCUGGAGCAGAGGAAACGCACACUUCGAGAGGAGAUGCAGAGUCUGUGUAGCAGUGAAGAUGCCAUGGCCCUCCUAGACCACAUGGAGACACAAUACUAUGAACGCCAGCUCCAACUGUACGACAUCCAGGCUGAGAUACUGCAGUGUGAAGAGCUGCUCCUCACCGCUCAACUAGACAGCAUUCGCAGACAGAUGUCAGAGUUUCAAGAUGAGGUGGUUUACUAUGACACCUUUGAAAGUGCAGAUGAUAUAAAAGAAGACAAUACUGCAGAUAGAGAAGAGCUGCGCAGACUUCAGGUCAGCGCUCGUCAACUGGAGGCGAGAAGGGGGCGCAUCACUGCCAAACGUUCCUAUCUGAGGAACAAAAGGGAGAUCUGUGUAUCGAACCACACUCAGAAACAGCAGACACGUAAAACCACCCACAAGGACUCAAUAUCCCACCAGGUAUUACAUCUGAAAAAUGAAGAAGAGGAAGACGAGGAAAAGAAGAAUAGCAGAGUUAGUCAGGAGAGGCAGAGAACUCUAGACAGACUACGCACUUUCAAGCAGCGGUACCCAGGUCAGGUGAUCCUGAAGUCCAUUCGCCUACGCGUGACCCACACCAGAAGAAGAGAGCGUGGAAGGAGCAUGGAAAUGAGUAGUGUGAGUGAGAGGGAGGAGCGUGUGGAGGCGCAGGGUCACCCGCUGUGUCUGAGUACCAGUGUGCAGACGGACCCCAGCUCCACACUCACCACUCAGCCCGUCACGGUCCUCACAGCAUCUCUUCCUCCUCUGCCUGUGCCCAGUCCUGCAGACACCUCCUGCUCUCCCUGCUCCCUGUCCUCACUACUGGCAUCCCCCAUGUCCCCUCCUCCUCCACCUCCCCCUCCCCCUCCCCUGCCAAUAAAGGAAGAGCUUUCUCCUUCUAGGAGCCCAGGUCGGCAUGGGCAGAAGGUAGAGGGGAAGAAUGCAGCAGAAGAACUCUCCCUCUCCCCACUCGGUCCAUUUAUGCCUCGCUUCUUUGACAGCAGUCAACUGUUGAGUGCCCGGAAAAAGCUGAGGAAGACUCCAGAGUUUGACUCCCAAAGCAGACGAGAGAGCUCGCCCAUGGACGAGGUGCUAGCCUCCCUGAAGAGAGGCAGCUUCCACCUGAAGAAGGUCGACCAGCGCUCUCUUCAUCCUUCCACGGAUGACGAUGACCCCAAUAGCAUCUUGGCUCAGAUUCGAAAGGGGGUCAAACUGAAGCGCGUCCCCAGGAAAGAGGGAAAGGACAAAGGAGAGCUCCCGGCCUCCACCGACCCUCUGACCAGGAGCAUCCAUGAGGCACUGCGCCGCAUAAAGGAGGCCUCACCAGAGUCUGACUCGGACGACGACGGGCUGGCCGCCCAUGAGUGGGAGAGCUAGGGUUCAACCCUCAGAAGCAACAAAUAAUACGCACACAUAUGCCUGCAUCCUCUGGCACUGCACACACUACUGUUUUUUACUGUAAAGUGCUAAAUUGUACUGCAAACACACACAAACAAACAAACAGUUACUCAUUCACUCGCACUCAAGCACACACAGCCCAGUCACACAUAGUGACUAUGCCAUUGCCCGAGUCAUACUGAAUAUCACCAACUCAUCAACCUUUUCAUUUGUUUUUCACACUACAUUCAUCAUCAUGAAGGACAUCAUUUGUGUUUUUUAUUUCU